GUGUCGCUCUGGCCAGGGAGCAGAGCACACUUGAGAGCAAAACUUACGCAGUUAACCAUGAAAGCCUUCAUUGCCUUGUUUGCCCUUUUGGCUGCCGUUGUGAUUGCUGUGAACGGAGACGCUGGUCGCUCGGCCUGUCAGGAUGAGACCGAGGUGGGACAGACGUAUCCACACCACUUCGAUCCGGCCAAGUAUUGGCUGUGCGAGGAACUGAAUGUUGCUGCCACCGAGGUGGAUUGCCCCACUGGAUUAGCUUAUAUGCAUUAUCUGAAGGAGUGCAUCCCAUGGGCCAGCUACAUCUGGAAGAAGCCAGAGUUCCCACCAACUGUUGCCUAACUUCCUCACCAAAAAGGUGCUCAAUAAAAGAAAUAAAUAAAAAACAUUUUAACAGCA
Molecule: messenger RNA, 393 nt
Organism: Drosophila nasuta
Lineage: Eukaryota; Metazoa; Arthropoda; Insecta; Diptera; Drosophilidae
Exons: 2
Coding region: 58-336 (92 amino acids)
Molecular function (GO): chitin binding
Source: RefSeq, a predicted model, not a curated record